This is a messenger RNA of Sphaeroforma arctica JP610, 4567 nucleotides long. RefSeq lists its product as hypothetical. Gene Ontology annotation, cellular component: cytosol; ubiquitin ligase complex. Lineage: Eukaryota; Ichthyosporea; Ichthyophonida. Bases 324 to 4004 code for a protein of 1226 amino acids. The transcript is spliced from 3 exons. The record is from RefSeq and is a predicted model, not a curated record. Gene Ontology annotation, biological process: ubiquitin-dependent protein catabolic process; protein ubiquitination. Gene Ontology annotation, molecular function: ubiquitin protein ligase activity; ubiquitin binding.
CCGAGUAGAAUGACUAGGUCUCGUAAUUUUACGUCUCUCUAAAGUAUUGUGUCGUGUGCGUGGAAUGCGUAUGUGUGUAUCAUCUUUCAUACUUAUAUGUGGUAUUAUCUAUGUACGUGCGCUACAAUACAGUACAACACACCGAGUCUAGAUAUAUAGUUCUAUAGUAUAUACAUAUACCCCUCCGUUGUUGCUUACUAUCAGAAGCACGUUAAAGAUAUGUUUAGCUCGAAGUAGGAAUCCUACUGGACAUAGCGGAUUUACAUACACAUACAUUAAUAUAUGUAUUUAAUCGGAAUUAGAUAUAGUUUGAUUCAUUCAUAAUGAUGAGCCUAUCGAUAUACACGGCCGUCAGUGCACUCGCAACUGUGUGCACGGUAUCUUUUGCACUCGGUCGAGCAGGAUCCAUACCUGAGCAAGGAGCCUCUCUUCAUAUACUCAAAGUCGUCUUUGCAGACAAACUUAGCGUAUUGUUGCUCGUCAAUCUGACAUACACCAUUCUGCUAUGGGUGGCCAAAUCGAUACAGUACAUAUUCUUUGGUUUACUAAGACCUGUAGAAAGUCAGCACAUGUAUGACCGUCUGUUGAACUAUCUGAUGUUGAAGAUCAUGUUUGUAGGUGCUAUACUAGAGCCCGACAUGUACGAGCUGAUUAUGUGGACGACAUGGUUUAGCAUCCUAGGCUUUCUGCGUGUCUUUAGUAUGCUGGCACGUGACCGGUUUGACUUUGUCACCGCAUCACCUACAACACCUACUAAUGUACAUGGUCGACUCCUGUACUUACUGGUAGCCAUACAAGUACUUAAUGCUUCUUGGCUAGGGUUGUGUAUGUACGUUUUCUCAGAGGCCGGCGUGUCUGUGUUGUUCUUGCUCGUAUUCGAGUGCGCAACGCUAUUUAUAGACACACUGCAAACCAUCAUGAAAUACUGCAUACACCUCUACGACCUGCAGUACACGGGUGUGUGGGAACAACGAAACUCACUUAUGUACCAUACGGAGAUCAUUACUGAUCUGGCGGUACAAUUAGCCACACUACUACACUAUGUGCACGUGUUGGCGUUGCACGGAAUAAACUUCACACUGAUAGAUGCGGUGCUGUUCUUGAAUAUACGCACUGAGUUCAAGCAGUUCCGCAAGCGACUGGCUGGCUAUCGCAAUUACUUUAUUGCGAAUAGGAGUUUAAACACUUUAUAUCCAGACGUAACACCUGAGCAGUUGAAGAUCUAUGACGAUCACUGUGCCAUCUGCAGAGACGAUAUGCUCAACGCGAAGCAGCUCCCGUGCAAGCACAUGUUUCAUGCCAGUUGUUUGCGUUCAUGGCUAGAGCACCAUGGCUCGUGUCCCACGUGUCGGAUGUCUCUCGUCGAAGACGGACCUCCCAGUGCGAGCGACCCGGCGACUGCCAGUGUGCUGGCCAGCCGCAAUCGUGCGAGCUUGUCUAUCAAUAAUUCGGACCUGAAUGUCCUCAGACCGUUAACUGGGCUCGAGCCAACUCGGGCACUGUCUCUGCCCCACCCAGCAGUGGACAGGACUGGGACCAGGUCCAAUGACGAUGGCCCGGGUGCAGGGUCGGACGCGACUCUGAAUAAUAGGGGGGACUCUACGGCAUGGGCAACCAGUCAAGGGUCCGACAGGCGGUUGGGUGGGGGUGACUUACGCAGGCGAAGACGGGAAGGGAAUAGGGAUCCAGAGGUGCACUCUGGGGAAACCAUUGCAUCACUCUCAGACGUACACAUACGCCCACGCAGGCGCGUGAGUGCAGCGAUGUCUGGUGAAGGUAGUAGCCAUAGUAUCCUGCCACGGUUACAGCAGGUCAGUGACGCGUUCGUGGGCUUGCCGCCUCUGGCGUUCAAUCAGUCCUCCGCCACACGUACACACACACCCUCACCCCGUACGCUGGCGGGUGCGCGGGAUGGAUCUGUUCUUGCACAGGCGAGGGCUCAGACAGCAUCACAGCCCAGCACAAGUGCACAUACACAUACACAUACACACACACAUACACACACGCAGCGUGUUGCACAGCCUAUGGCGAGAGAUGCACGAGCAGGGAUGGAUAUGAAUACAUACGCGGGUGGUGGGUUGGGUCGUCUGUCGGGCUGGCUUGAGCAGUUGAUUGGGUCCUUCACAGCCACCCCGCGACUGAGUGAAGAGGAGCUGCAGGAAAUGGUCGAAGGGGUGUUGGAAGUGUUCCCACAGGCGAGUCGACACGCGGUGCUGGCAGACCUCAGGCGCACGGGGUCUGUGGUGCAGACUAUCGAUAAUGUACUCGUAUGGCCCACACCUGCACCCACACCUACACCCGUACUCACAUCCGUACAGACAAUCACGACCGUGCAACGGCCUACUACGGAUGAAGUGGAGGAUGGGUGGGUACGAAUGAGUCUGCAAGACUUACCGACUGUGAAUGAACAUCCAAGUGUGGGCAGGGAUGCUGGUGCGUCGACUGAACAGGCGGGUGGGUUAGAGGCAGAGAGUACCACGACCCGCAGUCGCACGGAUGCGGAUGCGGAUGCGAGCAAUAGUGUGAGCUACCCUGUAGGUACCUACCACAGCCAACGUAUUGUGGGCGGACCUAGUGGUAGUUCAAGGGUUCUGUCAUCACACACGCAGCGAGACGAGAGAGUUAGAGGGUUGCAGGCAUCUGAGCUGACUGGAGGGGUGAACACGAACCCGGACGCGGACACGCGGAUGGGACAUGAUUCGCAAGCAAGACUGCGUGAACGUGGCGAGACAUGCAGCAGUAAUACGUUAGAUAUAGAAAGAGCUGGGGGUGCGGGGAGAAGUCCCGGAACUCAGAGCAACAGCACUAGUGUGUUUACUUCGCGCGCGCCUGUUGCGGAGGCACUCGACAGCUCACGACGGGCUGUGGGUAGGGAAGCAUCCAGUAGCAGCAGUCACUAUAGGGAACACACUCCCACCAAUCACAACAACACCCAACUAUCAUCCAGUAGUCACAGUGACACUCAGCUAUCAUCUAACAGUCACAGUAUCAAUCAACCAUCAUCUAGUAGCCACAGUGGCACUGCCGCCUCGUCUAAUGGGGAUGACAGUAGGAGUGUACAACACAAUAGCCAGCAUGCCCCACACACAUCCCUCGCCGACCCUCACUCCGACAUAGCGCAAGCCAACGGUGUGGGCUUGGCUGCUAGACGUGACUCUUUCACAGACAGUGAACUGAGCCGACAUAUAAACGUUUUCAGAUCUUCGCAAACUCACAUGCAACACCAAAGGAGACCUGGCGGUGUGACUCUUACCAUGGGAGCUGGGGUGGAUAGGGCCAUUAGUGGACUAGGUAGCUUCCUCGCAGGCAACUACCAGAGCGAACCCGAGGUGUCGACUAUAAGCAACUCGGUGGUGGACGAAGAGAAACAAAGACUCAUCGCCCAGUCUCGCAGACGCUAUACCGAACGGCUACAAGCGCAGAGAGUUGCCGUAGCGGAGCGAAGGAACGAGGCCGACGACAGCAUGGGACUAAUAUCGAUGGGUGUGGACGCUGCACUCAGCCAGCCAGCCAGUGUAGGCACGGAGACUAGUAUUACGGACGGUGGUGCUAGUCCACAUUCCAGUGUGUCGGGUGACGGUGCGAGUGCGUCCUCGAGUGGUGGGAGAGAUGAAGUAGGUAUGGACUCAAGUGUUGCGGAUGACAGUGUAGGUACAAAAACAAGUGCCACAGAAGAUGGGGCGGGCAACCAUGCCUCUAUGGGAGAGAUGUCGUCUGUGGGUGAAUCAGAUGGACCGGAGCCGCUUGUUCUUUCAGACACAGCAGCUUCGUCGCGAUCCACUGCGGCGUCUGGCACACCAUCACCAACACCAUCACACUGGCAACUACAAGUGCAGUCGUCGCCCGUGCAGGCGGCAACGGGUCAACCGGCGGAGGGGGAUGUACCUACGUCAGCCCACAAAGAUACUCCAUCUCCGGAAGCAAGCUUAUCCUACAGUCGAGAUGAGAUUCGGGAGCAGGCCUUCCUGGCUGCGGAAGCCAGGCGAACCCAGAACAGACUCUGAGCACAUGCCAUCGGUUGACAUCAGAGGACUCCCCAUGACUCGCAUGUUUGGGGAAGGUCGGGAUAUUGUGUGGUCAGCUGUGCGCGAGUAAUGGAUAUAAGUCUGUACACCGCAUUCAGAGUGGUUGUGAUCGGUUGUUAUAGCUGUUGGUGCCGUAUGGGUUGGCUCGUGGGAUUGGCUUUCGUGGCAGGUACUGACCUCAAUGUCUAAGGGUGUGAGUGAUUAAACUCAAACCAUACAUCCUAAAUGAUUAUGAAGGUGCAGGGAUGCGACUGUGAGUGGACGAGGCACACUACGCAUCACCCAUAUGUAGAGUGAAGGUGGCAAUAGUGGGGUGCGUCUUUGAACGGGGCAGAUAGCAAGUAAGGAAGACCUAUGUGUAGUUUCACAAAGUUCGUAGAAUUUCGUUAUAAUAUCUUUCUUUUAAUGAAAGGGAGAGCUUAGUACAGUCGUCUGCAUCUUCAUGAUUCUCAGCACGCGUUAUAGGAUUAACCGAAGCUCACUCUAGCGUGACCUACAUGAUUCGAAAACGUUAGCGAAGUAAAAGACUUAGGCCUUCCCCC